UUCGGAGACAAGUGCAUAUUUCCAGGGUAUCCGAGCGGAAAUGGAAAAAAUAAGAAACAAAAAGAAAAGAAAGAGCCUAACCCUAACAAACUCUAAUAGGGUUCACUUGUGUGCGUGCGGUGACGUUUUAUCGGAUCCUCGGCUCGUCCAAAGACAGCGACGCGGCGCGCACCUUGAGCACAGAAAAUCUUCCCCCUUUUCUUUUACUUUCUGCGAUUUACAAUAUUUAUUUGUACUUUCCAAAAUUGAAAAUCACUAGAAAAUAUAUACAUAAAAAUAAAAAAAAAACUCUAUUUUCCUCUCUCUCUCUGUUUCUCUCUCAUUUAUCCAUUCUCAGUUCGCCGACAACCGCCAUAUCUCAGCAGUUCGAAAGCUCUGCAAUAACCGCUGCCUUUUUUCAGAGCUUCAUGUUGCAGCUUUAAGUAGCUGUUGAGAUCUACUUCCAAAAUCAAUGUUCGUGCAAGUGGGAAAUUUGUCAUUGAUAACUGUACUGUGGGAAACCUAUUACAGGUUUGAGAGUCUCUGUCACUUAAGAAGUGCAAAGCUGUUGCUUGAGCUACUGUAUUGAAGCUUUUGAUUGCAAGAGAAGUGGGGUAUACAACUUAUAUUACAAGAAGCUUUACAUAAAUACCUUUCUUGGUGUUUCAAAUUUACUUUCAAAUGUCUGAGGUUGAUAUGGCCAUCAUUAAACCUGAGCUGAUGAAGUCUUAUAUUUGGCUUCAAACUGCUGAUGGCUCAAUCCAACAAGUGGAACAGGAGGUUGCUAUGUUUUGUCCCAUGAUAUGUCAUGAAGUGAUACAAAAGAGCAUGGGUUCCUCCAAGAAUAAUGCAAUAUCUCUUCCUCAGCGAGUCAAUCCUGCCAUGUUAAGCCUAAUUCUUGAUUAUUGCCGGUUUCAUCAAGUGUCUGGUCGCUCUAACAAGGAGCGCAAGUCUUUUGACGAAAGGUUUAUCCGAAUGGACACAAAGAGGCUCUGUGAGUUGACAUCUGCUGCUGAUAGCCUUCAGUUAAAGCCUCUAGUUGAUCUUACUAGUCGUGCCCUUGCACGAAUUAUUGAGGGGAAAUCCCCUGAGGAGAUACGUGAGAUAUUUCAUUUACCUGAUGAUCUUACUGAGGAAGAAAAGUUGGAGCCUCUAAAAAACACAACUGAUGACCCACGCAUUCGAUUGUUGAAUAGAUUGUAUGCAAAAAAGAGGAAGGAACUAAAAGAGAGGGAGAAACUGAAGAAUGUUGAGGUUGAAGAGGAGCGUGUCGAUGACCGUUCAGUUGACGACCUCUUGUCAUUUAUUAAUGGAGACAGCAGAGAUUCUAAAGGAAUUAAAACUUCAAAGAGUAAAAAGAAGAACCGAAGAAGGAAAGAUCAGCAGAAGAGCACAUCUGGCAGUGAAGCAACGAAAAACCAUAAUAAAGAGCCAAAUGGUCUUAACUCUGUAUGCCGUAGUGCCGAAGUUGGUCAGAAAAUUCAGCCCAGUUUUGGUGCUACCUCAAACUUACAGGAUGCUGAAGAUGAUAUAUUUGCCAAUAAGAAUGAGUUUGAUGACGCUGAUAUUGAUGAUGAGAUUGAUCCGGCAUUGAAGGAAAAACUAGACAGGGAGGUUGAAGAUUUUCGCCGUAUAUUGAAUUCAAAUUGGCCAGAAAGAAUGCAAGAAAUUCUUUCUUUUGGUCAAGAAAGAAAACCGGCCCAUUUUUCCCUAAAUGGUAAUGGUUCGGUAAGGAGAUAUAUGAAUCCGGAGCACAGAUGAUUUUGCAAUGAGGAUACUUCCUCAGCUCGCCUCACAGCCUGGACAAUUUUGAUGAGAUGCUUUUCAGGUGGCUAAAAGAUUGCACCUAGAAGGGUUGGGAUCCUGGCAUUGUGGAUCCCUUGUAAGUUUUUAACUUCUUUUUUUUUUUAAAUUAUUUCUUUCUUUGUUGUGCUUAGUCAGGAUGCAAUUUUGAUUGCGAGGGCAACCUCUUUGUAUUUUCAUGAUAGAAGAAAUAAGAAGGAACUGUGUUUUGGUGAGCCAGUUCUGGUCAAUUACUCUUUCUCGCAAAGCUACGAUGGAAAAAGAAAAAACAAAAACCGAGAGAAAGUAGGUCGUCUUAUUUGUGGUCGUUAAUUAAAAUUUUACGACUCCGACGAUGUUUUAGGCAAUUAUGGGCUUAGGUUAGAAUGCCCAUUCAUACUGUUUUCAGUUGUCUGAAUAAAUGCUGGUGGGCUUUUCAACAUCAUGCGAAGGUCUUCUGUUCAACUAGCAUCUAAUCACGAAUGCUUAAUGAAGAAACGACCAUUUUUUUGGGAAUUGAUUAUUGGCUAUGAGUUUGGCUGGAUGUUGUUGGCCUGUAGUGUAAUGGAGAUAUCUGCUAUCCAUGUUAUAACUUAGAAGUCAUAUGUCAGUAUCGGGUUGGAAUUUGUGGGACUCUAACUAGUGUUACAUUUUUUUAAAAAUUUUUUCAGUACUGUUUACAACUAACCCCUUUAAAUUUUUCAUGACCCCAUUUGUCAUAAAAAUUGGUACUAAAUAUGGUAGAAGCUGCACAACCUUGUGAAUGUAGUAGAUUCCAAAUAGCCUGUCGGCAUGUGUGGGUAAAGCAUAAAAAGGACUUUGGCAAUAUGGUCCUGAAGAUCCUGAAGAUCAAUGAUGCUCCUCCACUCAUCUUGAGUAAGAAAAAUUCGAGAGUGCAAGCUGGCAAGCAUCUUUGGUUGUGACAAAUUCUGUUGUCUAACCGAACAGUACAGUGAUGAGAAAAAGUUUGGAUGCCUAGUUACUUCGGCUAGGCUUUGCUCUGACAGAAAAUUUUCUGUUGGAUUGGACCUAACAUCAUGUGGAAAUUAUAACCAAGCAAAGACGGGCCGGAUUCGAUGUCGUCAACAUUGAGUUUUGGUUUUCGAUUGUCCUUUUAUUUCUUUUGUGCAUUUAGUUUCUUUUAUUUAUUUUAUAUCCUAGCUAUUUAAUUUACCCAAUAAAGAUAUUAUGUCUUAAUCCUUUUAAACUUAUAAUCUCUAUUCCCUGAGAUUAGCUUUGUAAUGAUCUCGGCGGCAAUGCGUCUAAUUAGAGUUCUAUUUUGGAUAUUUUGUGUGAUAAGCUUUGUACUUUUUGCAACUUGGCAACGCUUAUCGAGUAUAAGUUCAACGUUAUCUUCGACGAGAGUAAAGCCUAGCUGAUGUUUUCCCGUACUGAGGGGGACCACACAUGUGCCAUUUCUCACACGUGUGAUUCCACCAUGAAAGAUAGUGCAUGUAUGAAUAGCCCUACCAUGUCUGUUGUCCAUGUGAGGGCCCCUCCUUUGCAUCUUCAUUGCCGUCCGUCCAAAGAAACUGUGCUACUCCCAAAUGAGGUUAGGUCCAUCCCUACAAACACGUGUUUUCUUGAUACUGGUUGUAAAUGGUUUCAACCAAUAAUUAGCUGAAAUGUACCAAGAAAUCAGUGAGGUUGAUAUUACCUGAUCCCAUCUAAAAAAUUAUUUAUAUUGCCGUCUUAUCUGUACGGUCUAUACGGAAACUUUUAACCAAAUUUACACUGGCCGGGUAACGUUUGAACUUGGAUUAGAUAUUAUCCCACGCGCUUUUGCUUUUUCAACUUCUAUCACCGUUAAAAA
Molecule: messenger RNA, 3574 nt
Organism: Durio zibethinus
Lineage: Eukaryota; Viridiplantae; Streptophyta; Magnoliopsida; Malvales; Malvaceae
Source: RefSeq, a predicted model, not a curated record